CCCAAUUAGAAAUAGACCACAUGACGCAUUUUUGAUUGGUUGGUGCGAAAUUCAUCGUGCUUGUGUCUCAAUCCCACUUUGACGAUUGUCAUUUGUCAACAUAACCUUAACAUUUCAAACAAACAAACCCACUUUUUAUGGCCUAAAAUGGCCCUGAUUUGCCGAGCUUGUCUUCAGAGCGUAGAGAAAAGCUCAUAUUUUUACAUAGAUACUUUCGAUAAUUCCCAAAUUGUGAAUGCUAUUCCAAAAGAUGUGCUUCUGUUGUGUGUUCCAGAGAUGGAUUUGUACAUUUCGGAACAACCCGGUGUCUGUAGCGAAUGCUUGACAAUGUUUGAAGCAUUUUAUAAUUUUAAAAACAAGUGUUUGGCUUCCGAAGAUAGAAUUUUGUCUUACUUGAAAAAGAACAAAGUUAACUCUCAGUGUAAAGUCAAUUUGACUUGUGUUCUGUAUGAUGUGUCAGAACACAUGUUGUACAGCCCCGAUGAACCUGAAAAUACUAAAGCCUUGGCUCAGCUCGAAGGAAAUGGGGAGGUAGAUUUAAUCAAACUGAGAAGCGUCAGUCCAAACUCCGAACUUCCAAAAACCGACGAGAAAGAAGUCCUCCUUUUAUCAUGUAACGAAUGUUCCUUUGUCACGAUGGAUAAAGAAAAAUUAGUGAAUCACAAAUGCAUUGCUCUCACCACAGCUGAUAAGUACAAAUGUCCCUACUGUGAAUACUCUACGAGUCGCCGUUACCGACUGAGUUACCAUAUUAACGCCAAACAUACCAAAACCACUUGGUACGAUUGUAAACAAUGUGAUUAUAAAACUACUGAUUCGAGUUCUUUGCGAAGACAUGAGAAAGUUGUUCAUAUGGUGGUGGAUGAAGGAGCUCCUGUGUUUAACUGUAAUGUAUGUGAGUUUAAAACUAAUUCUGAAGUGUCUUUACAGAGACAUAACGCGAAACAUGGUCCUGUUGUACAGGUUUGUACUAUUUGUAAUUACCAAACUAAAGAUAAAAGCAAUUUUCGAAAACAUACUUAUAUUCAUGGGGAUAAACCCAGGAAGUGCACAAAAUGUAACUACCAGUGUGUGUCUCCAUAUCAGUUGGAGAGACACUAUAAGAGAAGCCAUGUUUGAGACUGAUUUUUUUUAUUUUUGAUUGAAAUUUUACGCUUAUAUAUAUUUUUUGUGCAAUUAUUUGAUUAAAAAUAAAUAUAAGGUAACUAUGAUGAUAGCAGCCAGGACCGGCUUCAGACAAUAAGCACUGGCAAUUUUUGUAAUGCGUCUAACGGCUUACGUCAGUCUGAAUCCGGUUUUGACAGUAGUAGCAUGGCCAACUGUAUCUGUAUAUGCGGAGCAUACAGAAAGUGGAACCAUCUAAGCUCUCUUUUAAAAGUCUACAUUGUUUACGUUCUCAGAAAAUGAAAACAGACUAUAAAAUAAUUGUUAUUAUUAUUUGUGAUAUUAUGUGAUAAAAAUAUAUUUGUUUUGUGUCAUGUCUUUAGAUAUAGUAUCAAAUAUCUACGCUACCAGAAUGCUCUUAUGCGUUGUUACGAAAGUUCAAUACAAAACCAUUUAAUUCAAUUUUUUAAUAUUAUGUUUUAAUUUUGAUGGUAGUUUAAGCAAUAUUUUAAGAAUCCAGUAUCAGUUAUUUGUGACAGUGUGUAUUGCCAAUGGUUAACAGUUAAUUUUUUUUAUGUUUCAAGCGACCAUGUAUGCGAUUGAAGUAUAUAGAUAAAGUUGGCCAUGGUAGUAGUAGAGAAAAAAGUAGGGUUAGAGCUUGGGUGAUUCUAACCCUACUUUUAUUUUUUAGCAAUUUAACUGCCACCUAUUUUAAGUCUUACAUAUCUCCAGAUGGAUAUGUUUUCUUAUUCUGAUACAAUAUCAGGGCUUGCACAAUAGAUUCUCCAAUGAAAAAUUAAAGUUCCUCUUAUUUUUGAUGACUGUUGAUAGUAUUAAAAGUUGAAUGUCGUACGUCGCUGUAGCGUAGUUUUUUUUUAUUCUUCACAUUUAUUGUCGACUACAAAUGUACUUAUUGUCUAG
This is a messenger RNA of Zophobas morio, 2025 nucleotides long. RefSeq names its product zinc finger protein 271-like. Gene Ontology annotation, cellular component: nucleus. Lineage: Eukaryota; Metazoa; Arthropoda; Insecta; Coleoptera; Tenebrionidae. Bases 148 to 1119 code for a protein of 323 amino acids. Gene Ontology annotation, molecular function: zinc ion binding; DNA-binding transcription factor activity, RNA polymerase II-specific; RNA polymerase II transcription regulatory region sequence-specific DNA binding. The record is from RefSeq and is a predicted model, not a curated record. Gene Ontology annotation, biological process: regulation of transcription by RNA polymerase II. The transcript is spliced from 3 exons.